Molecule: messenger RNA, 2415 nt
Organism: Salvia hispanica
Lineage: Eukaryota; Viridiplantae; Streptophyta; Magnoliopsida; Lamiales; Lamiaceae
Product: oligopeptide transporter 4-like
Biological process (GO): transmembrane transport
Molecular function (GO): oligopeptide transmembrane transporter activity
Source: RefSeq, a predicted model, not a curated record
CAAAGUGAAUCCAAAUUCCCACAAAAUCUCCACAUAUCCACCUACAAUAACAUACUCUCCUCAUCAUGGGAACUCUGGAGCCCGCCGCCGCCGCCGCAGUGGUGGACGAAGAAGAGGAGUCCCCGAUCGAAGAGGUUCGGCUAACCGUGACAAACAAGGACGACCCGAGCCUACCGGUGUGGACUUUCCGGAUGUGGUUCCUCGGGCUUCUGUCGUGCGUGAUGCUCUCUUUCCUCAACCAGUUCUUCGCGUACCGCACCGAGCCACUCGUGAUCACUCAGAUCACCGUCCAAGUGGCCACCCUCCCCAUCGGCCAUUUCUUGGCGGCCGCGCUGCCCACGGCCGCCUUCCGCAUCCCCGGCUUCGGCCCCCGCCGCUUCUCUCUCAACCCGGGCCCCUUUAACAUGAAGGAGCACGUCCUCAUCUCCAUAUUCGCUAACGCCGGGAGCGCCUUCGGGAAUGGCUCCGCUUAUGCUGUUGGGAUUGUCACCAUUGUUAAGGCCUUUUAUGGCCGAAACAUCUCCUUCUUGGCUGGUUGGCUCCUCAUCAUCACCACUCAGGUGCUGGGAUAUGGGUGGGCCGGGCUUUUGAGGAAGUAUGUGAUCGAGCCGGCACAUAUGUGGUGGCCCGGGACUCUAGUCCAAGUCUCUCUCUUUCGGGCUCUGCAUGAAAAGGACGAGGCACGUAUGUCAAGGGCCAAGUUUUUCCUGAUCGUGAUGAUAUGCAGCUUCUCUUGGUACCUAUUCCCCGGCUACCUCUUCCCAACUCUGACAAGCAUUUCAUGGAUGUGUUGGGCAUUCUCCAAGUCGGUCACAGCGCAGCAGAUCGGGUCAGGCAUGAGAGGGCUUGGCCUCGGAGCCAUAACAUUGGAUUGGACAGCCAUAGCAUCCUUCUUGGGCAGCCCACUUGUGUCUCCAUUCUUUGCCAUAAUGAAUGUCUUUGCUGGUUAUGCACUCAUCAUCUACAUAGUGCUUCCAACAGCCUAUUGGGGAUUCAACUUGUAUGGUGCUAGAAAGUUUCCGAUUUUCUCCUCUCACCUAUUCACAGCUCAAGGUCAGAAAUAUAACAUAUCUGCAAUUGUGAAUGACAAGUUUGAGUUGGAUAUUGAAAAAUACCAACAGCAGGGCAGGAUACAUCUCAGCAUGUUCUUUUCCCUCACCUAUGGCUUUGGUUUUGCAACUAUUGCAUCUACUCUAACUCAUGUGGCUUGCUUCUAUGGAAGGGAAAUAUGUGAAAGAUUCCGAGCUUCAUAUACAGAAAAGGAGGACAUUCAUACAAGACUUAUGCGUAAAUACGCGGACAUACCUUCCUGGUGGUUCUAUAUAUUACUAGCUGUGACAUUUACUGCUUCUCUGAUGCUCUCAGUCUUCUUGAAUGACGAAGUUCAGAUGCCAUGGUGGGCGUUAAUCUUCGCCUGCAUCAUUGCUUUUGUUUUCACGCUUCCAAUCAGUAUCAUCACUGCCACCACAAACCAGACUCCGGGGUUGAAUAUAAUCACAGAGUAUGUUAUGGGUAUAGUCUACCCAGGAAGACCAAUUGCAAAUGUGUGCUUCAAAGUCUAUGGCUAUAUGAGCAUGGCACAGGCUGUCUCUUUCCUAAGUGAUUUCAAGCUAGGCCACUACAUGAAGAUCCCUCCUAGAUCAAUGUUUAUAGUUCAGUCCGUGGGAACGGUUAUAGCUGGAACAAUCAACAUCUCUGUAGCGUGGUGGCUGCUUACGUCUAUCAAAAACAUAUGCCAAGAUGACCUCCUUCCACCAGACAGUCCAUGGACAUGCCCGGGGGACAGAGUCUUCUUCGAUGCCUCGGUCAUCUGGGGUCUAGUGGGGCCCAAAAGGAUCUUUGGAAGUCUUGGAGACUAUAGUUCAAUGAACUGGUUUUUCCUUGGAGGUGCAAUAGGUCCUGUCAUUGUUUGGCUCCUCCACAAGGCCUUUCCAAGGCAAUCUUGGAUACCUCUGAUCAACCUGCCUGUCCUUCUAGGGGCAACGGGUAUGAUGCCACCAGCAACGCCGCUAAACUACAAUGCCUGGAUCAUCUUUGGUACGAUAUUCAACUACUUUGUCUUCCGUUACCGGAAGAGGUGGUGGCAAAGGUAUAACUACAUUGUUUCGGCGGCUCUAGAUGCGGGAGUGGCUUUCAUGGCAGUGGCGCUGUAUUUUACGUUGGGGAUAGAGGAAAGAGGAAUAGAUUGGUGGGGCACGCGAGGCGAACACUGCAGCUUGGCUACUUGCCCUACUGCUAAGGGCAUACAAGUUGCUGGUUGUCCACUCUACUGAAACUGUUGUGUUAAAUGUUUUCCACUAAUAGAUAUGUCAAGGAUGAUUUCUGUAACUAUUUGGAAAUUUCAGGAUGUUGAAUUAUAGGUACAAACAUGCUGGAAAAGAACUUAUGCAUACACAAGAGUCCUUAUUAAACUAA